Messenger RNA from Oreochromis niloticus (Nile tilapia), 2970 nucleotides. RefSeq names its product NXPE family member 3. The coding region runs from base 184 to 1866 and encodes 560 amino acids. The record is from RefSeq and is a predicted model, not a curated record. NCBI's taxonomy places the organism in Eukaryota, Metazoa, Chordata, Actinopteri, Cichliformes, Cichlidae. The transcript is spliced from 6 exons.
UUGGGGACGACAUCGGUGGGCAGAAGAGACCGCACGUUGCUCCCUAAUAGAGAGAAUAACUCUCUGUAGCUGCAGCUUAUUUCGAGACAUUUAUGCCUUAAAAAAUUGCCUGUUUAAACAUUUCUGAAGGGACCAAAACGAGAGGAUUUUUACCGUUUCAUCGUUAUCAUUACAUUUGCCAGGAUGAUAUCUGCCGUUUCCCUGUUAUUUCAUCUCUUCAUUCAGUUUGAAAUGUUUCAGAAGAAAAUAAACACCACCUACAUCAUCCCCUACCCAAGAGCUGCCAUUGUAACUCAACCUGUUGACAUACAUCACAACUUCUGCAAGUUAAAACCACUGUCCCCUGAGGAGACUCUUGAAGAACAACUUCUGCUAGAGUCCAUUGCUUGGCCUGAAACCCCAUCUUUACCAUCACCUCUUUUUAUGAACAGCAGCGAUCCAGCCCACAGCACCUUCACCAUUCUCCCCAGGAAGAGAGAGGGACAGUGGCAAAUAGGGGAUAAACUGGAGGCCCUGAUCAAAAUACAUGACUUGAUGGGCCGUCCAAAGAAGUAUGGGGGAGACGUCUUACUUGCCCGGCUGCACAACCCCACCCUUGGUGCUGGUGUUGCAGGACAAGUGGUGGAUCAUCUCAAUGGUUCCUACUCUGCUGUAUUCUCUUUACUCUGGGAAGGAAGCGCAGAGGUUGAGGUGACACUGGUUCAUCCCAGUGAGGCAGUCACAGAGCUGCGCAGGGUGAACAUAGAAGAACCCGACAGGAUCUACUUCAAGAGUCAGUUCCGCUCGAGCUUGCUCACUAGAACAACCACCUGCAACGUAUGUUUACGUCCAACCCAACCUGUGUGCAACUACACAGAUUUACGUACAGGUGAGCCAUGGUUCUGCUAUAAGCCAGCAAAUAUGAGUUGUGACACCAGGAUCAGCACCUACAAUGGAGGACAUAAAACAAGCCUGACAACCAUGGAGAAGCUUUUUCAGAGCGGCGUAAACAUGAAAGUCUCCAUUCCAGCUUCAGGACCUGCCAAUGUCACUGUUUUUCCAAAACAGAAAGGUCAGUUAGAGGUGAACAGCAGCAGUGUGGAGUCUGAACCCUCUGGCUAUUACUACCAGGGUGUGUGGCGAGCACUAGGUGGCACCACCGUUCAUCAGUUCAACACUUCCUCAGCCAUCACUCAGUGUCUGAAAGGAAAGCAGGUCUAUAUGUAUGGAGACUCCACAAUGGGGCAGUGGUUUGAGUACCUUAAUGCAGCACUGCCAGAUUUAAAGGAGUUUAACCUUCAUAGCCACAGAUCAACCGGACCUUUAAUGGCCCUGGACUAUGCAAAUAACAUCUUUGUGAGGUAUCGCACCCACGGUCCUCCUCUACGUACUGUCAGAGUCUCAUCCAUGGAGCUGCAUUAUAUUGCCAAUGAGCUGGACAAUGUGGUUGGAGGCAGUAACACUGUAGUAGUUUUUGGCAUCUGGGCACACUUUGACACUUUCCCUAUUGGGUUCUACAUCCGUCGACUGAUGUCCAUCCGCAGUGCAGUGGUACGGCUACUGUCCAGGGCUCCAGGCACAGUGGUUGUCAUUCGGACUGGAAACCCCAAACCUUAUACAACAAUUCUUGGUGCAUUUGUCCACAGCGAAUGGUACACUUUUCAGCGGGUAAAGGCACUCAAGGCUAUAUUCAAAGGAUUGAAUGUCCAUCUGGUGGAUGCCUGGGAGAUGGUUCUGGCCCACCACCUGCCACACAGCAUGCACCCAGAACCUCCAGUUAUCAAGAACAUGAUUAAUGUUCUGUUGUCAUACAUAUGUCCUCCAAAGGGCGGAUUCACUAGUUGGGCCGACUUCCUCAUUUUUGGUUUGACAGUGUUUAGUGGGUAAAGGUGAAUGUAAGGACAUGAAUUGAGCUGCGGUUUGGGGAAGGCCUCGAAGUGGUUUGGCGAUGAUUCCUGGGUCUGGCAGAUGCACUAAAUAAGUGUGAAAAAUUCAAUUCAGUUCAAUUCAAUUUUAUUUAUAUAGCGCCAAAUCACAACAAAAGUCGCCUCAAGGCGCUUUAUAUUGUACAGUACAAUAUAAAGAAGUUAAAGAAUUGAGAACACGGAGGGAGGGUGAGGUACGUAAAAACAGAAUGAACAGCUUGCAGAACUGGGGGAUCAGAUGACAACCGGAAGGAGAGUGUUUGGAGGCGUGGUCCCACUCCUGAAAUUCUGAUACAUAAUCUCCAAUAGAUUUGUUUCAGUACUCCAUUUAUAAACAUUUUCCAUCGUGCGGGUCAACCAAUUAGAUCACUCGGAUUUGGUGCUUCACUGAAGGUUCAACCCAUUAUUUUCCUUUUAAUAGGCCUAGUUGUCAGUGUGGAGAGAGGCCGGUAAGGAAGCAGACCAAAGUUAUCCUCCAAAUCUGUAUCAAGAUGGCUUACAUCCAUCCAGCUGGUUAUUAUGGUUGACUGCAAGCCCUGAAUUUGUUUCUUGAUUUUGCAAAAUUUUGUAAUUCUGUGUCUGAGAAUGCCUCACACACUUUCCACAUUGCAGUCUGUUUGGAAACCAAAGUGUUUUUUUUUCUUAUUCACUGAACUUAGCUGGAGUGAACUGGUGAUUACUAAAGAAAAUUAUUUUUUUCUAAAUAAACUGAAGGAUCUCAGACAUGAUUUGUUGAGAAUUGAGUGUGAAGUAGUUUUUCCUUUCCUCUUGCAUUGUGCUAGCUAAUUUGUGUCUGAAAGGUGUUUGGAAAAUGUCACGUGACUAUGUGGCGUAUGAAAUAUUUGGAGAGGUUGUCCUGAGUUGACUAUCUUUUAAAAUCAUUUUCAUAAUAUACAGAUAGAUACUGAUUAUUGUUACAUUAGCUUGCCAAAUAUAUUCAGAAGUGAAGUUAAAUAAAUAAAACUGCUUUGAAAAAAAAUAAAAAAUCUUUGGUUUUGUGAGGUACCACACAGGAGCACCAUUUUUGGAGUUAUACUAACAAUAAAUGUACCUACUACCCACUCAA